Emys orbicularis (European pond turtle) is the source of this 1023-nucleotide messenger RNA. Its product is annotated as zinc finger protein 135-like. The record is from RefSeq and is a predicted model, not a curated record. Gene Ontology annotation, cellular component: nucleus. The transcript has 3 exons. Gene Ontology annotation, molecular function: DNA-binding transcription factor activity, RNA polymerase II-specific; RNA polymerase II cis-regulatory region sequence-specific DNA binding. Gene Ontology annotation, biological process: regulation of transcription by RNA polymerase II. NCBI's taxonomy places the organism in Eukaryota, Metazoa, Chordata, Testudines, Emydidae. The coding region runs from base 1 to 1023 and encodes 340 amino acids.
AUGGUAUGUGAGGAAGAGCCAUUUCCCCCAGAUCUCCAGAGCUCAGAGGAAAGCGAGAUCCUGAGAGGCAGCUGUACAGGUAAUGGGAUGGUGAAUGAGACCAUGGAUCAGAAUCCUCAGCAGGAACAUGAUGAGGAAGUGGAACCACAUGGGGUGUUACUGCAAAGAUGCAAAGAGAGUGUGUCCAGGAGUUGUGAGCAGGAAAAAGCCUGUGAGAGUCAGUACAGGCCAGAGAAGCAGCAGGGAAACCAGCCAACAGGGGAGAAACCCUAUGAAUGCUGUGAGUGUGGGAAAACCUUCGCUCAGAGCUCAAACCUUACUACACAUAAGAGAAUCCAUACAGGAGAGAAACCCUAUGAAUGCUGUGAGUGUGGGAAAUCCUUCACUGAUCACUCAACCCUUAUUAGUCAUCAGAGAAUCCACACAGGGGAGAAACCCUAUGAAUGCUGUGAGUGUGGGAAAUCCUUCUCUCGGAGCUUACACCUUAUUCAACAUCAGAGAAUCCACACAGGAGAGAAACCCUAUGAAUGCUAUGAGUGUGGGCAAACCUUCGCUCAGAGCUCACAGCUUAUUAGACAUCAGAGGAUCCACACCGGGGAGAAACCCUAUGAAUGCUGUGAAUGCGGGAAAACCUUCACGGGUAGUUCAAACCUUAUUAGCCAUCAGAGAAUCCACACAGGGGAAAAACCCUAUGAAUGCUGUGAGUGUGGGAAAACUUUCACUGAUAGCUCAACCCUUAUUAGCCACCAGAGAAUCCACACAGGGCAGAAACCCUAUAGAUGCUGUGAGUGUGGGAAAACCUUCUCUUGGAGCUCAGCUCUUAUUCAACAUCAGAGAAUCCACACAGGGGAGAAACCCUAUGAAUGCUGUGAGUGCAGGAAAACCUUUUCUCAGAGCUCAGCCCUUAUUCAACAUCAGAGAAUCCACACCGGGGAGAAACCUUAUGCAUGUUGUGAGUGUGGGAAAACCUUUGCUCAGAGCUCAAAACUUAUUAGACAUCAGAGGAUCCACACAAGAGAGUGA